Molecule: messenger RNA, 575 nt
Organism: Suillus bovinus
Lineage: Eukaryota; Fungi; Basidiomycota; Agaricomycetes; Boletales; Suillaceae
Exons: 2
Coding region: 71-499 (142 amino acids)
Source: RefSeq, a predicted model, not a curated record
GCACACUGAAGGAGUUUUGUCAGUCUCGUUCUCACCGGAUGGUACUCGCAUCGCGUCUGGUUCGGAGGAUAUGACUUUGCGGAUGUGGAGUGCAGUGAGAACUCAGCCAUCCGCCAAGCCCAGAGAGCCAGCUUCCUCCACAUCUUCCCUGCAUCGAAGUACCACACGUCUCACCCAAGAAAGCCGUAUCAUGCUGAUCAACACUUGUAACGAUCACCUCAUUUGUUUCUCGUCCAACCUGGAACACGCCCUGUCCAACCUCGCGGACUUGCUCGAACCCACCUCCCAUAAUUCUAAUUCAACCCCUUUCUUGCUGCGGACUGAUGGAUGGAUCAUGGGACCCGGUCAUCAGCUCCUUUUCUGGGUACCUCCCGCUUCCCGACAUGCAUUUUAUACUCCUUGGACCUCGUUGGUGAUACCCAGAGGAUACCCAGAACUUGAUUUGAGCCGCAUGGCACAUGGAACACGCUGGUCGAGUUGCCGGGAUGUCUCCAUGUAACAAUGCUUUUAUUGUUGAAAUAUCGAGUGUAUCAUUUGAUUCUUUGUCAAUUUUAUACCUAGCACCGACCCUGAAU